This is a messenger RNA of Lodderomyces elongisporus, 1752 nucleotides long. It is a transcript of the gene GAA1, whose product is annotated as GPI-anchor transamidase subunit. The record is from RefSeq and is a predicted model, not a curated record. The transcript has a single exon. Bases 1 to 1752 code for a protein of 583 amino acids. Lineage: Eukaryota; Fungi; Ascomycota; Pichiomycetes; Serinales; Debaryomycetaceae. Gene Ontology annotation, cellular component: membrane; GPI-anchor transamidase complex. Gene Ontology annotation, biological process: attachment of GPI anchor to protein.
AUGGCGUUAGCUGAGAAUGUGCUUCGAAGAAUUCACAAAAUGGGGCUAAUUCCUAAAGCUGUGAAACAUCUUCCUCGACUAACUGUACUUCUUGCACUCUUUAGUGUAGUAUGGCUAGUAACUCUUCCCAUGGAUGGCAAUUAUCGAAACUGUUAUAUAUCUGAAAAUGCCUUAAUGCCAGGACAAGUGCACUCGUAUUUCCGAGAGAGUGAAUGGAAUAUUGUGAGAGGGUAUCGAGAAGAAGUUUCGAAAUUGGAACAGGAAUCAAUCAAAGACAAAAACAGGGCCGUAUCAUCGUGGCUUGAAGAUAUGGGCUUGCAAAUAUCUCACUACCAUAAUGGAGCUUCCGAUACCGAUGAAAUCAUAUAUGCAAUCAUGCAUGCACCAAGAGGUGAAAACACAGAAGCAAUGGCAUUGGUUGUUCCUUGGUACAACGCUGAUGCAGAAUACAAUGAAGGUGGAAUGGCUCUUGGUAUGGCGUUGAUGAGGUAUUUCCUGCGUAUUUCAGUGUGGUCCAAGAAUAUUAUUUUGGUUAUACCACCAGAUGGAAAGAAAAGCUUGCGUAAUUGGGUCGAGGCAUACCAUACAUCAUUGGAUGACACAGCAGGGUCGAUAGAGGCGGCAGUUGUAGUUGAUUACGGUAAGCAGGGCGAUUAUUUUGAAUAUUACGACAUGUACUAUGAAGGUUUAAACGGUCAGUUGCCAAAUUUGGAUCUAUUGAAUACAGCAAAUACCAUUGGUGGCCAUGAGAAUAUUGGAUGUAGUAUUCAAGGAAUAAACGGCAGAGUAACAGACUUUCAAAAUAAGCUCAAGACUUUGUUCUGGGGAAUUGCGAGAUUAGUCACUGCGGGAGCUAUAGAUGUACACGGUCAUGAGGCAUUUUCCGGAUGGCAAAUCCAAGCAUUCACAAUAAAGGCAAGGGGCGAUAAAGGUCAUGAUGUAACGCAAUUUGGCAGAAUUGUUGAUUCAACUUUCCGAUCAGUCAAUAAUCUUUUGGAAAAAUUUCAUCAAUCAUUUUUCUUUUACUUGUUAUUGAGCCCAAAGCAUUUUGUUUCAAUUGGUACUUAUCUACCUGCGGCAGUAAUGUUGGCAGUGAGCUUUGCUCUCGGUACCCUCAAUUCUAUUUUGAAUACCCAUAUUGAGGUUGAUGCCAUCAAGUAUGGGGUUUCCAAGCUUUUGACAAUUGUGGUGGUGGUUGAAAGUUUUUGCGUCGGUUUGGCACUUUUAGCACCGUAUGAAAGCACUUCUUUAAUCCAAAUUUCACAAUUGCUAGUACUGGUUGUUGGUGGGUUUAUUUUUAUGCAGAAAGUUAACAUGAAAAGAGUUGACAGUUACUCUUUGAUUUCAUUUGCAUUGUUGUCAAUUGCGCUCCUUAUUGUAGCAUUAUUGAUUGUUCAUUUUGCAUUGGCCUUUACUGUGGGAAUACUUGCCUUACCAUUGACAUACAUACCUACUCUAUUUCAAAGAAAGAAAAACCCAAAGCUUGCCGUGCUCUUUGUGCUUGUCAUUACUAAUCCGUUUUUGAUCAUUCAUGCAGGUGGACUUUUCACGGGACAUGAGAACUUUUUACAAAAUCUUAUUAUGGCUUGGGUAGAUUUACAGAGUUGGACAUGGAUAAUAAUUGCCCUUGCAUGGUUCCCAGCAUGGCUCUUUGUGUUUUUCGCCUCGGUCCUGCUUAUUGUCCAAUUGCCAAAGGCUAUUGCUAUCAAUCCUCCAUCCACAUUUGCAACUAAAUCAGAAAAGUCUGAAUAA